This is a messenger RNA of Styela clava, 2162 nucleotides long. Its product is annotated as thiopurine S-methyltransferase-like. Lineage: Eukaryota; Metazoa; Chordata; Ascidiacea; Stolidobranchia; Styelidae. Gene Ontology annotation, molecular function: thiopurine S-methyltransferase activity. The record is from RefSeq and is a predicted model, not a curated record.
CCUUCACAGAUUUUUUAAUGCCUUGACCCUAGUUACCAUGGCAGGACCGUUAGAUAAGCAAGGCAUCGUUGUGUUAGACCAAGUUUGGACUAUGGAAGACUGGGAUAAAUUUUGGAAUUCUGCAGCGGAUAUUCCGUUUCAGAUCAAUGAUUUUAACCCAGAAUUGUUAAAGCUCGAAAAAAUGCUUUUUCCCAUACCAAAUAAGAAAUACCGGGUGCUUUUUCCACUAUGUGGAAAGUCAUAUGAUAUGAAAUGGGUAGCUGACAAAGGGCAUGCCGUCAUUGGCGUGGAUUGCUCCGCGAAACCGUUGGAAGAUUUCUUCAAUGAACAUGGCAUAACAUAUGUCGAGAAGCAAGAAAGUAGUUGCCAGGUGCUGCAGUCUACAACUGAGGGCUGUAAUAUCACAUUGUACGCUGGGGACAUUUUCAAUCUACCAAAUUCAGCAUUCGAGAAAUGCGACGCAGUAUUUGACUACGGGAGCGUAAUCGCAAUAAAACCAGAGGAGAGAAAAAAGUAUGCUGAUGUCAUGAACAAAACGACGACAAGUGACGUCAGCUAUCUGUUAUGUGCGUUUGAUUUCAAUGGAUAUAUGGAUCCAAAACCGCCAACGUAUCCAAAUUCACCUAAAAUGGUCACUGUUGCGUUUGGGGAUAUAUUCAAUAUAAAACCUCUACUUGACGUAGACAGAGAGAGAUACCUCCGUGGCGUACCUACACCCAUAGCGAAAGAACUAUAUUACUAUCUUACGAAGAAGUGAAUGUAUAUCCGUCUUGGUUGUUUCAUCUGGCCAAUUGCAACUUUUCCUCUGUCGGUACAUUCACUUCCAGUUUAGAGUUGGAUACAUUUUGAGGGUGAUCUGUAUAAAAUCAUCACUCAGAAUAAGGAUUGGCUAAUUAUGGCACGAAGCACCAAAGCACUUUGUGCACCUCCUGCUCUCGGAGAAAAUCCCUUGCAACUAGACCUACAUACAAAUUUAUAUUACUACUAAAAUAACUAAACAUUGAAUUAUCAAAAUGAUAAUAUUUUUUUAAUCUUCGCAAUCUUCAAUUUUAACUCCAACAAUUUCAGUCACCAUUAAAUCAAUUUGCAACCAAAACACACCAUAUAUUUUGGCUUUUCAAAUAUUUAUUGGGAUGGACUCUAUAUAUAUGAAUUUAUAAAAAUCAUGUAAUAUUUGAAGUGUAUGAUCCUGAAGCUAGGGUUGUAACGUAAGCUUCUGGUUGAGAGAGAGCGUUUCACUCAUCUUCAAUAUAUAAAUGGCGGCAACGCGCAGUAUGCCUGCACGUAUGUUUUGUGCGUUUAUGCCACAUUCAAAGUAAAAUAUAAAAAACUCCUGAUUUCCGCCUACCAGUGUAGUUGAAUUUGCAAAGUGACUUCUUUAGCAUUUCCUUGUUCUUACAAUGAGUUUACUCAACUUGAUCCACAGCCCUUGGGUCAAAAUCAUGUCGAAUGAAUAUUUUAUGAAUUUUUAUUAAAUGGAAUUAUCAAUGUAAAUUUGGCGAUUUUUUCAACAACUUCUUGAAAUACUUUUAUUUGUUGAUGUAUAUAGCUACUAUACCGACUAACUCAUAACAUAACUGUGGACUGUGGAGGUACAGUUAUGCUACAAACCAAAUGUUACAAAAUCUGAGGCAGCAUAUGCCAAAAUCCUAGUUCUAGUAGUUUUGAUAGCAUAAUCUUAUGUUGUAAGUAAGGGAUAUUGUUAAUCAGCUAUUGCAACUGUUGUUUUUAUACCCUUGUUAUUUCACCAUAACAGUAUUGUGUCAUACUGACUCGUUUCAUAUUAUUAGUUCAUUUUAUUUAAAUGUUUGUAAUAUGCUUUAUUUUAUAUUUUCCGCAUAAAUUGCCUCAUUGUAGUUUUGUACCAAGGUGACUUAAAACUCUAUAAUUGAGUGACUUCUAUAUUCUGCACGAAUUACCUUAUUUUAGUAUUGUGUGACUACAUAAUUUAGUGACUUUCAAAUUCUGUGUGAACUUCCUUAUUGAACAGUUGUGACUUCUAUAUUCUGCAUGAAUUGCCUGAUUGCAAUACAGAACCGUUGUGGCCUCAAAUUUCUGUAAAUUAGUGACUUUUAUUACUGUAUGUUCUGCAAGAAUUGAGUAUUUGUAACUUACUGUAAUUACCUGGUUUAGUGGCCUUUUAAUAUAGAUACAUUUUAUUC